UACAACAAGACAGUGCCACAAUGCUGAGCUCAGGCCUGCGGAUUCCCCUCCUCUCCCUCCUCCUCCUGUUGCUCUCAGCGAUGGAGCUGAGCUGGUCCUUUACAAAUGAGGAAAAGCAGAAGAUUGUGGACCAACACAACCAGUAUCGUUCCAUGGUUUCUCCUUCAGCUGCAGACAUGCUGAAAAUGCGCUGGGAUUCAGAACUGGAAGCCUUUGCCAAAGACUAUUCAACAAAAUGCAUUUGGGAACAUAAUAAAGAACGUGGCCUCCGAGGCGAGAAUCUUUUUGCCAUGAGUGGAAGAGAAUUGGAUUUGGAGAGAGCGAUGGACGAGUGGUAUAACGAGUACCAGUUUUAUAAUAUCAGCACGUUGACAUGUAAAGAGGGGGAAAUGUGUGGUCAUUACACCCAGGUAGUUUGGGCCACCAGUGAACGUGUUGGCUGUGGGACAACAUUCUGCAAAACCCUGGAAUUGACGAAUGAUACUGACAUGCAUUUAUUCGUCUGCAACUACGAGCCCCCGGGAAAUAUAAGGGGACGUAAGCCAUAUACCCUAGGAGCUCCAUGUUCUAUGUGCCCAGAUGACUAUUCCUGCACGAAUGCUCUCUGUGAAUCCAGUGCUGAUGUAGAAGAAACUACUGCACCACCCACAGCCCCAGAUCUCAAGUCUACUGCGACAGUUUCAGCAGCAGACACACCAGAAAGUCCCAGAAUUGGCACAGAAGCAGGAUCUGAGCCCACUGCUGCAAAAGAUCAAACCGCCAUCCCCACUACAAGCCCAGUUCUCCAGUCCACCAUGACAGUUUCAGCAGCAGACACACCAGAAAGUCCAAAAAUGGGCACAGAAGCAGGAUCUGAGCCCACUGCUACAAAAGAUCAAACCGCCAUCCCCACUACAAGCCCAGAUCUCCAGUCCACCAUGACAGUUUCAGCAGCAGUCACACCAGAAAGUCCAAAAACUGGCACAGAAGCAAGAUCUGAGCCCACUGCUACAAAAGAUCAAACCGCCAUCCCCACUACAAGCCCAGAUUUCCAGUCCACCAUGACAGUUUCAGCAGCAGACACACCAGAAAGUCCAAAAACUGGCUCAGAAGCAGGAUCUGAGCCCACUGCUGCAAAAGAUCAAACCGCCAUCCCCACUACAAGCCCAGAUUUCCAGUCCACCAUGACAGUUUCAGCAGCAGACACACCAGAAAGUCCAAGAACUGGCACAGAAGCAAGAUCUGAGCCCACUGCUACAAAAGAUCAAACCGCCAUCCCCACUACAAGCCCAGAUCUCCAGUCCAUCAUGACAGUUUCAGCAGCAGACACACCAGAAAGUCUAAAAACUGGCACAGAGGCAGGAUCUGAGCCCACUGUGACAAAAGGGCCAACCCUUUCCUUACAGCCAAUUUCAGAUAGGGAUCUUAAAGUAUCUGACUUGCAGACAGACAGAGAUGGGAUUGAUGGGUCCUUGAUGACCACAAUAAGUGCUAUGUCUUUUUCAGACUUGAACCUACCUCUCAGUUCUAUUUCCCCUGAAACAGGAACUGAAAAAGCUACUGGCACAGAACUUCCUUCUUCUGCUGAUGGUUUAAUCACAACCCAAACCACCAUGAUAAAAACUGAGCAACCUGUAAUUACUCUUGUCCCAGUGCGUUCCACCUCAAAGACCCCCUCCACUCCUAAACGGCCAUCUGUCCCUAAGUCCCCCUCUGUCCCUAAGCCCCCCUCCAUUGCUGUGCCUCAGAUCUUUCCUAGGCCACCCCCCAUCCCUAUGAAACUUCUCAUCUCUAAAACACCAGCACGCCACCGUCUGUUGGCCUAUUCCAAAGCCAUACAGAGCCGCAGCAAUGCUUUCCAGUCUUCUGCAGGUAAAGCAGCUUCAAUGUCUGUCUGCCUGCCCUGCCUUGGGUGUAAACAGAUCAGCCAACCUGAGGACAUAAAGGCUGCACUUAAGGAGCUGACCUUCAGGUAUCCCUAUGAACCUUGUUUUGGCUCACUUCCCCGAUGGCAGAGGCAUAGCAAAUGCAGUUGGUGUGGGCACACAUACAAACUUGUGGGUUCAUCAUAUCCUGUGGCACUUGGAAAGGCCAGGCCUUACUGGCUCAACACUUUAUAGUAGCACAUAAUCUAAUGUAUUUAUAUGCAAAAUCCUCCCUUCUUUUCCUUUGUGCAUGCCUGUAUAUGGGUGUCUGUGUGCACGCAUGCACAUCUAUUUUUCUCUCUUCCCAUGGCUGAGCAAACACUCCAUCAAAUGUGGCCCAAGCUGGUCCAAAGAAUAGGAUUUUCAACAAUGUCAGGGGGUUUGUUGGGAAAUGUUCUCUAUUUCCACUGCCUCUACAUUUUCCUCAGUCCAGACUGUGGAAGAACAUCUCAUUUCUUUCCUUUCCCCAUGAUUUUGGCCAGAGUCAAAGGGCAGUAAUAACAGAACCUCAGCAUGUGUGUCUGACUUGAAGCCCUGACACAGUUUUCCACAUCUCCUUGCUUGUGGCAUAUUUAUUUAUAGGACUCUGCCCAUGUGCCAUUCUCAUACCUCCCAUUCUGCUUUUGAAUUAGGGCUAGAAUGUCCCCAGUAUAUUCUUCUUUAUUGAUCUAUUAUCUGCCCAAAAUGCCAGACUAUUAAAAAAAAAUUGGAUCUUGAAAAUGGAAUAAAUUACACAAGCAAAGCAAGGGCAAGCACAUUUACUGACUUCUUCAGCAUACUUCAAAAGAAGAAUUCAUUUGUGCUUUCUUGGUAUAGAUGCUGAGGCUUUGUGACCUAGAAAAUGAAUACAAACGUGUGGGUUCAUCAUAUCCUCUGGAAAUGUAAAGCAUGUUGAUACUGUACUGUAUGUCCUGUUUGUAGAAGUGGAUAUAGUAAAGUGAAUGACUGACUAGGGAGACUUGAUUAGAGUGUUUCCAGAGAAAUCCAGUACAUAACAAUUUAAUCUUAGACUAAAUAAGUGAUGCCCAUGGGGAUAAAAUAUUGAGUGUGAAGUGAAUAGAAUGUCCCCAUCCAAGUGUUAUAUGUAGAUUUUUUUUCUCUUGCAGGACUCUUCAUUGCCAUAAUCUUUUGAUCAGGCAAUAUUAUUAAUGAAUUUCUUGGUUCAUUCUCUCCUCCUUGCUCUAUAGGUUCCUAGAAUAUCACCAAUAUUCUCCUCUACUGUCUCUUAAUGACUGAAAGGCUAUGUUUGCUUUUUCUUGCAAGCAUGAUAAGGGUAUGGAUUCAGCUGAAGUGCAUAGAAUUAAGGCAAUUCCAUCCUUCUUCAGAUGAGGUCUGGUUUUUCUUUCUCUCUUGUUCUCUUAAUACAACAUGUGCUACAGAUACAGAGGAUCUGCUGAUAUAGUGACCUGGAAAGAUUGUCAACAAUCUAUAUGUUCAAACAGCAGUCAUUUGUUGCUAUUCUCCUCUCACUUCUUCUUGGUGAUUCCCAUUCUGUCUCAUCAGUUUCAGAAUUACCUUUGUUCUUGUUUUCUGUUGGUCUGUGAUAGUGGCCAUCAGCCUAUUCUGUUUGGGGUACCAGAAAGAUAAGUACUGGUUCACUUUCCCCUUUUCCACUAAAGAUACUUGGUAUUGAACACAGAACUUCCUUCCUUGUAUGCAAAUAAUGUGCUCUGUCUCUGAGCUAUGAUUUUUUUCUAGUGAAGAUGUAUGGAGAACCCACUUUGAUAAAACAUAAUUUCUUAAUAUCUAUUCCCUGGCAGAAGUUGGAAUAGUUGUUUUUGUGUCUGCAUGUGUAAACGGAAUCUUUUCUAUGAGCCUGAUUCAUACAGCCAUUUUUAGCAGUUGCUAUUAUUAGAUGAUACUUGAUUGAAAUUAUUCUUUCUUAGCUAUCAUGCAGUGUUGUUGAUUUAAAAAAAACACUGUGGUCAUUGGAUACAGACAUGUUGCUUGAUUAUUGACAAUCACAUAAGUAUCUCUGUGAACAGGCUGCAUUUAAGUUCAACCUGAAGCUACCUGACUAUCUUGAAAUGUUUCAGUCAUUGACAUGGAAGUUUGUUCUGUUAGUUUCAGUUGUACUUAUUUUCAGGUGACUGGGUUUACAAUUGCAACAUUAUGUCCCAUCUAAAGAUAUGAAUAGCUACAACAGCACUCUUAUUUUAGCAAGUCCAGUUCUAUAGCUUCUUUGAAGUACUCCAAGGAAAAAUGAUUAUCUGGUAUUAUAUAGUUUGCAGCAAAAUUUACCUUAGCCCAGCUGAGCAGCAUAUAGAAAAAUAGUUUUCAAAGCUAACAGUACAUGAAGCUGUUGUGACAGAUAGAUGUUCCUUUUUGCUGCUAUAUCAGAGUUUAACACGUGUGGGUGCCUUGGUGCUCUGUUCUGAAAUAACUUGUGGCAUUUCAUAACAUGACACUGAUAUUGCAAGUCUUUCUGCCCAAUCCUAUAGAUUAGGUUUGCCUGCGCAAGUUGUUCACAGAGAGUGAUCAAGACUACUCACUGAUGGUGACUUUGGUUCAUGCCUGUGAUUCCACAGGCAGUGAUCUAUCUUGAAAAAAAAAAUCAUCUCUGCAUUAUUUAUGUUUAGCUAUAGCUAGCCUGUUCUAUCAUAAUGAACCGCACUCCUAAUGUAGAGAUAUGUCUGACAUACUGCAGUGUAAAUUCAUUCAAUCAUAUCUAAAAUAAAUCAGGAGUAACGUCUGUUCCUUAUUAACCCCAAUUAGACAGCAGGAAUGUGUGAUUCACGAAAAGACGAGAAAUGUUUUCUUCAAAGGCGUAACUAGAUAAAACUAGCUUUAAGUUGUAAAGAAUGGAGGCCAGAGUGUUGCAGCUGGAUCCAUUACACAUCACAGCCAGACAAUAGCUCUGUCUGUUGCUAAUUUGAUCCAUAUAUUUUACAGUUUCCAGAGUAACGAGUUCACCUCUUGACAAACCUCAGCUGGCCCAGCUAAGAUCCAGCUGAAGGUGCCACUUGAAGCAAAAUUCUGCAGAUACUAUAUUUUUGUUAACAGAAUGCUGGGGAAGGUAUAACAUUUUAAAUGGUACAAUGAGUAGCACUGCAAAGCAUGGUUUUUAAUACAUCUGAAAUAAAUGUUAUUUCAAAAAUC
This is a messenger RNA of Python bivittatus (Burmese python), 5003 nucleotides long. RefSeq names its product peptidase inhibitor 16 (gene PI16). The record is from RefSeq and is a predicted model, not a curated record. Gene Ontology annotation, cellular component: extracellular region. NCBI's taxonomy places the organism in Eukaryota, Metazoa, Chordata, Lepidosauria, Squamata, Pythonidae.